CCAGAGCGGUUUUCAUUCUCGGCUCUGGCGCGUUAAGUGCAGCAUUGUGUUACGGACAGAGGAAAAAUGAGAUGUAAGGCAUCUGCUCGAUGGUGAGUGUCCACACAGCCCCCUCCCACCGGGGAUGGCGAGCAGCAGGGGCGAGGAAGCGCCGCGACCAUUUUAUUUCCUGUGCUUGCGGUUGUGCUAUUUCAGGCGGUGGUUGCGUCGCUGGAUGCUGCGUCAUGGGCCGGGGGGGCGUAAGCCUGCCUGAGGGAGCAGCAGCUGCCGUGCUACCGUCCAGAUCCUCGUUAGAAAGUCUUGAAGGGACUUUGACCCGAACCACGAGCCCGUGCUCUGCUCAACCCAUCGUGCCCUGGCCCAGCGUGCCGCGGCCGGAGAGGACGCAGCGGCAGCAUGUGGAGGAUGCAGCGUGCACCAGCACGGCCCAGCUGAGGGCAAACCUGUGGCCCCCGCUCGGCACAGAGCCCCCGUCCCGAGAGCUGCCCUGAGACACCUCCCCUCGGACCAGGCGGAGCAGGGCGAGAUGCUCCUGAGCCCUUCCCCGGGGACUUCGCCUUCUGAUGGCAAAGAGCAGGAGCAGCAGCCGAAGCGACCCCGCGGCAGGAGCCGCCGCCAGCCCCGCUCGCUCCGCUCCUCCGGGCGUCCAGCCUUGUUUUGAAGGGAGCUAACAUGGCGACGGUGCCCGUCUAUUGCAUCUGUAGGCUGCCCUACGACGUAACCCGCUUCAUGAUCGAGUGCGAUGCCUGCAAGGACUGGUUUCACGGCAGCUGUGUGGGUGUUGAAGAAGAAGAGGCACCAGAUAUUGACAUCUAUCAUUGUCCAAAUUGUGAGAAAACCCACGGGAAGUCUACUUUGAAAAAGAAAAGAAACUGGCAUAAACAUGAUACUGGACAGACUACAGAGGUCAAGCCUGUACAGAACGGGAGCCAAGUCUUUAUAAAAGAACUUCGAAGUCGUACUUUUCCAAGUGCUGAAGAUAUAGUCGUGAAAGUGCCAGGCAGCCAACUAACAACAGAGUAUUUGGAAGAAAAUGGCUUUGCAGAGCCCAUCCUUGUCCCAAAGAAGGACGGCCUGGGAUUGUCUGUACCUGCACCCACCUUCUACGUCAGCGAUGUUGAAAACUACGUCGGACCGGAGAGGAGUGUUGAUGUCACUGAUGUCACCAAACAGAAAGACUGCAAGAUGAAGCUCAAGGAAUUUGUGGAUUACUACUACAGCACAAACAGGAAAAGGGUCCUCAAUGUGACCAACCUGGAGUUCUCAGACACGAGGAUGUCCAGUUUUGUAGAGCCUCCAGAUAUAGUUAAGAAGUUGUCCUGGGUAGAAAACUAUUGGCCUGAUGAUGCUCUUCUGGCUAAACCAAAAGUUACCAAGUACUGCCUGAUUUGUGUGAAGGACAGCUACACAGAUUUCCACAUAGAUUCGGGAGGAGCUUCUGCAUGGUACCAUGUGCUGAAGGGAGAAAAGAUAUUUUAUCUCAUCAAACCAGCCUCUGCAAAUAUUUCGCUUUAUGAACGCUGGCAAUCGGCAGCAAACCACAGUGAGAUGUUUUUUGCAGACCAAGUAGAUAAAUGCUACAAAUGCACAGUUAAACAAGGACAGACACUCUUCAUUCCAUCAGGUUGGAUUUAUGCAACUCUAACACCUGUAGACUGCCUGGCCUUUGCAGGACAUUUUCUACAUAGUCUAAGUGUUGAAAUGCAGAUGAGGGCAUAUGAAGUAGAAAGACGAUUGAAAAUUGUCAGUCUGACCCAGUUUCCAAACUUCGAAACUGCAUGUUGGUAUAUGGGAAAGCAUCUGCUAGAGACAUUCAAAGGUUUGCAUAAAGCUGGGCAACAACCUCCUGCUCAUUUACUCCAAGGAGCAAAAAUUCUCAAUGGUGCUUUCAGGUCAUGGACUAAAAAACAGGCUUUAGCAGAGCAUGAAGAUGAGCUACCAGAAAACUUCAAACCAGCACAACUUAUCAAGGACCUUGCCAAAGAAAUAAGAUUAAGUGAGAAUGCUUCAAAAGCCAGCAAAGCAGACACGAGUGCCAACACAAAUGCUGAGGAAAUCUGUCCUGUGGAGAAGGAGGAGACACCAUCACCAGUCCAAGUGACGCCUCCACCCCCACCUGUAGAAAAGCUCCCUAAAAAAAAGACUCCCAAAACUGUGAAAACUCCUAAACAACUCAAGCCAUCCAAACCCCCCAAACCUCCCAAGCCACCCAAACCCCCUAAGCCUCCCAAAACACCAAAAGUUAAGGGAGAAGGAAAAAAGAAAGGAAAGAAGGCAAAAGAAAGUCCACCACCAGCCAUCCCGAAUCUUGACUUGCUGGAGGCACACACAAAGGAGGCUUUGACAAAGAUUGAGACGCCAAAGAAGGGGAAGGCUGCAAAGAAUGUUUUAAGUGUUCCCAAUAAGGAAACUGCUAGUAAGCAGAAUGAGGUGGAGAAAUUUGAAGUUCGAGAGCAAAAUAAAAGCAAAACAGAAGCCAAAUGGAAAUACAAGAACAGUAAACCUGAUUCCCUUCUAAAAAUGGAAGAGGAACACAAAUCAGAAAAGACACCUUUAUCAGGAAAUAAGGACAACAAAUUUACAUUUUCUUUCUCUAAUAAGAAGUUGCUUGGUUCAAAGGGAGUCAAACCCCAACUGAAUACUAGUGUGUUUGGGUCACUGCAGAAUUUUAAAGAAGACAAAGCAAAACCUGUACGAGAUGAAUAUGAAUAUGUGUCAGAUGAUGGCGAACUAAAAAUUGAUGAGUUUCCAAUCAGAAGGAAGAAAAACACUACAAAAAGAGAACUGUCCUUUCUAUCAGAUAAAAAAGAUACUCUGCAGCACACUCCUGUUAAGAAGCCAAAGGUGGAGUCGGUAUCAUACAAGCAGAGCGAUGACUCGUCAGAUGAAGAUUUGCUUCACAUUGACACAGAGGCAAAGCCAGGGCGCAAUUCCAAAGUAAAGAAAGAGAGUGGAAGUUCAGCAGGAAUUCUUGAUCUUUUGCAAGCAAGCAAGGAAGUUGGGGGUUUAGAGUAUAACACCAACAGUCAGCCACCUGCCUCACCCAGCACGCAGGAAGCAAUCCAGGGCAUGCUAUCGAUGGCAAACCUCCAGUCAUCAGAGUCCUGCCUCCAGACAUCAUGGGGUACCAAUCAGGCAAAGAAUAACUCCAUCUCCACACAAAACUCUAAAAAAGCGGGUGGUGGCAGCAACAAAAAUGCCGGGAAGCGGUUACUAAAGAAAAGCACAAAGAACAGUAUUGACAUCGAAGAUUACGAUGAAGAUCAGGACCACUUAGAUGCCUGUUUUAAAGAUUCAGAUUACGUUUACCCUUCUCUCGAAUCAGAUGAAGAUAAUCCAGUAUUCAAAUCCCGAUCAAAGAAAAGGAAAAGUUCAGAUGAUGCCCCUUACAGUCCAACGGCACGAGUUGGCCCCUCAGUGCCUCGACAAGACAGACCAGUGCGAGAGGGCACGAGAGUCGCCUCCAUUGAAACUGGACUCGCCGCUGCCGCUGCAAAGUUGUCACAGCAGGAGGAACAAAAAGGCAAGAAGAAAAAAAAUACCAAAAAGAAGCUGUCAACCAACAACGCGAACAAACUGGCUCAGGAAGGCAGCUCGCCAGAGCCGAAGCUGGAGUCACAUGCCAGCAGCCUCACAGACCACGAGUACACUGCAGGGGCCAGCACCUUUGGGGUCGCCCAGCCUAACAGGGGAUCGCAGCCGAUGGCACCCGGUGUUUUCCUCACACAGAGGAGACCCUCAUCAUCCUCGCAGAACAAUGCCUCCGCCAAAGGGAAGCGCACGAAGAAGGGGAUGGCCACGGCCAAGCAGCGGCUCGGCAAGAUCCUGAAGAUCCACCGGAACGGGAAGCUGCUGCUCUAGCGGCGGGGCCGGCGGGGCGUGCCGCCCGGCUCCGGGCCACCGCGCCCGUCAUCCCUUUAACUUUCAGCGGUCGGAGUGUACAGAAUCCUGCUAUAAAUAUUUUUUAAUAUAGAUGUCCUUUCUCAGAGCGCUGAGAGUGACUAGCCGCCAAAAGUUAAUACUAACCCCGGCCGGGCGGGGCCUCCCCUCAGGCGCCGGGCGGGCGGCGGGGGGCGGCCGGGCCGGGCCGGGGGGCCCGGGGGGCCGGGGCCGGGCCGCCGGGCGCGUUUCUCAGGCAACCCCCGUCGCCCUGUGUAGCUGCGUUUCCCGAGGCACCCUUUUCCUAGAAUGUAGCUUGUACAUAGCUUUUGGAAUAACCACCACCGGUUUUUUAUAAGGGGAAAGUCUCUCCGGGGCGCCGCCCGCCGGUACCAGCUCUUUGCGUAACUUCUUGUACGAGGAGGGAGACAGUUAUUUUACUAGCACCUUGUGGAGUGUUUCCGUGUUUUGUGACGAUGUAAUUUAUUAAUGUUUGUAGCUUUUUAUAUUUGUACAUUUCUUAUGGGCUUUGUUUAUAUACACACAUUACCGGGGCGCGGCGCCCGCGGGGAACCAGAGCCACCUGCGGCCGCGGGCGAGGGCCGCGCCAGCCUGGGCGUCGCGCCGGCUUUUUUAUUAUGAUUAUUAUUAUUAUUAGUAUUAUUAUUUUUUCGCGACAUGUACAUUUCUAACAAAGUUUAUCGUGGCUAUCUAUCUAUGACGGUGUUUUAUUUACCGAUUCAUAUCAAAUGCUCUUGUAUCGAGUUCACGAAAUCUAAGUAAACCUAGAGCAAAGUUUAAAAAAAGAGAAAAAAGGAAAAAAAAAAAAAGGCAAAGUAAACUAUUUCAGGUUUUGUACA
Molecule: messenger RNA, 4739 nt
Organism: Falco peregrinus (peregrine falcon)
Lineage: Eukaryota; Metazoa; Chordata; Aves; Falconiformes; Falconidae
Gene: PHF2
Product: PHD finger protein 2
Exons: 24
Coding region: 673-3861 (1062 amino acids)
Biological process (GO): regulation of transcription by RNA polymerase II; protein demethylation
Molecular function (GO): histone demethylase activity; transcription coregulator activity
Source: RefSeq, a predicted model, not a curated record